AUGGCAACAACAAAGAGCAUGAGCCAGGAAGAACAAAACCGUCUGAGUUUGCUCUUUCACUCCUACGAUGUGGAUCAUUCAGGGCGGAUUGAAAAAAAUGAAUUUUCUACUAUUUGCAAAGAGCUCAAUGUCUCCUCCCAAGAAGCAACGCGCAUAUUCAACCGCCUGGACGUCGACAAAGACGGCACAGUCACCUUAGAGGAGUUCAUCAGCGGCUUUAAAGAACAACUCCAGGGAGAAGACGAUGACGCAGAAGAAAACAUGAACGCUGAUCAAUCAGGACAUGUCACAUCCAGCAGGCAGCCACAUCCCCACAUCAGGGGAAUGAGCGCACAGGAGCAGGACCGACUCCGCGCCCUCUUUCACGCCUACGACGUGGACAACUCCGGGAGGAUCGAGAGGAACGAGUUUCUCACCAUCUGUGCGGAGCUGCAGGUGUCAGCGGCCGAGGCGGACCGGAUAUUCAGCCGGCUGGACAUCGACGACGACGGAACCGUGACGCUGCAGGAGUUCAUCGCCGGCUUUCACGACCGCUACGGAGACUUCAUGGAGUCGGACGGAGGAGACGUGUCCGCCGCCUGGGAGAACUUCGAGAGGAGGCUGGGCGAGCAGGCCAAGUUCAUCCCCAGGCAUGAACAGGCGGCAACGCUGUACCAGAACAUCAGUCUGACUGAGCCCAGACUGAUUCCUCAGUUUGAGAAAGUCGUCAUUAACUUCACCAAAGAGAUCAGACAGCAGAACUCAGAGAUGGAGAAUCUGGCGCUCGCAAUCAAACGAGCUCAGGACCAAGCAACAAUGCAGCUCAGUGAGAUGGAGGAGGAGAUGGACCAACGUAUUCACGCCGCAGAGAGAAAAACACGAGAGCAGGAGAAGAAACGAACAGAGGCUGCGCUGAAUGACUUAAGAAGAGGUUAUGAGACUGAAGUGUGUGAGCUGCAGUGUAAGGUCCAGAGGAUGCAGAUGAUUGAAGAGAAGUACAAGGACAUCACUGUGAAAGACGAGAGUUCAGCUUUGAAGAAGAAGAUCAAUGAGCUAACGCUGGAGAACCAGCGGAUGAAACAGGAGCUGCUGAGGUCUCAGACCAAAGUGGCCUGUUUGCAGAGUGAGAUGGACUCGCUGAAGACGGAGUUAACAGACCAAAGCAUCAAUUCUGAAAGAGACGAGGAGCUCAUGAAACACUUCUCUGAUGAGCGAGACAUCCUGGAGAGUCAGAUCGAGAUGCUGCAGACAGCUAACAGGAAGCUCCAUGACAGCAACGAUGGCCUGAGAACUGCUCUGGAGAGGAUCACAAAGUCUGGUAACGGUGGGUCACCAGGAGAGAUUAAGAAUAGAAACAGAAGUAAAAGCAUCUGCUACACAUCACCAUACGUCCUAAUGGACAGGUUCUGCCAGCGUACAGAUGAGUAUCCUCUGUACACCCGGCGGCCCAGCUGCGACACUCUGGCCUUGGCCAUGUGUGACCCCGGCCUGAGGCGCCAACACAGCAGCGAGUGCGAGGAGGACAGCCUGCCCGAGAUCUACGUGGACAGCGGCCUGUCGACGCUCAGAGGCUCACACGGAGGCUACGACUCGGAGCACGACGUCAAAGGUCAAGAAGAAGAAGAAGAAGAAGAAGACAGGGAGGAGGAGAAGGAGAAGAAGAAGAAGAAGAAAAAGACGACGACACGGAAGGAUUACAACAAUGACAGCAUGAUGGAGGAAAAUUCCGACACUGAUCCAGCAGAGACUCAGGAUGGAGAGUCGGCAUUCGGGUCAGAGAGCAGCUCAGUUCUGGACUGGAAGCUGUCUGAGUCGAUCAGCGUCCCGCCACCUGCUGCUCCGACAACACGGAAAGCCCUCAGUGCCAUCAGUGUUCGGAAGGAGGACAACGACAGCGCUGAUCUGGGCUACAUGACGUCAGAGAAGGCCUACAGGAUCGUGUUAGCUGGAGAUGCCGCUGUGGGAAAGUCCAGCUUCCUGCUCCGCCUCUGCAAGAACGAAUUCAAACUGAACUCCAGCGCGACUCUGGGAGUGGAUUUCCAGAUGAAGACACUAAUCGUGGAUGGAGAGCCCGUCUUACUACAACUAUGGGACACUGCAGGACAGGAGAGGUUUCGCAGUAUCGCCAAGUCUUAUUUCCGGCGGGCAGACGGCGUGCUGCUGCUGUACGACGUCACCUGUGAGAAGAGCUUCCUUAACGUUAGAGACUGGGUGGACAUGAUCGAGCAGGAUGUAUCCCGUGAAGAUAUUCCCAUCAUGCUCGUGGGUAAUAAGUGUGAUCUCAGACCAGAAGCAGGGAACUGCGUCCCUACCAGCUAUGGGGAAAAACUGGCCAUGACAUACAACACUCUGUUCUGUGAAACUAGUGCCAAAGAUGGUUCCAACAUCCUGGAGGCUGUGCUGCACCUGGCCAGGCAGGUAACAAAGUACGCCACCUUCGAGGAGAAAAGUCACUUUAAGUCGAUGCCCAAGUUAGACGCUCCGAGGAAGAAACCCAACUUCUCCUGCUGCACCUGAUUAAACUCAUCAGCGCCGGACGUCCACCUGUAACUCCAUGUGAACUUCGUACAAGUGGAGCAAGGACAAGAAAAAAAACCCGACAAAACGGCAACAGGAACAAACCAUUAUUGUGAAUAACUAAAGGAGUGUUACGUGAGAUUGGAACGGAAUAUCCAAAACACACAACAGUUCAGAUCUUUAUCGCCAAAGAUAUUUAAACAUCAUGUUUUGUGCUGCGUUUUUGAGGAAUGCUUUCGUCAGCUUCGCUUUGUGAAAGUUCUGUUAUACUGUGUCGCAUAUUUCACAGGUGUUUCCCAGUACGCACAGUUUCCUAAACUGACGCUGUCAAGUGGUGAAGAUGCAAGCAAAGCAGGGAAACAGAACGACAGCUGGGAAAGUGUGAGAAGAAAGUGACGCGAAGUACAUGAACGUUGUUUAAAAGUGAUAUUCGCAUGUGAGGCAGAGAAAUAACUGCAGGUGACGGAGGACGGAAAGUUAGUUCAGCAUGUAGCUGUGAUGAGAAAGUAAGAGAAUAGAUGUUAUCUCAUUACUUCAGUUAUCUCCAGUUUACGUGCUGGUUUCAAAAGGUUUAUGCAGCAUGUUGGGGAUUUGAGAGAAACUACAAGUUUAAUGUUUGCACCAACCACAAUGUCAGACUUUACUGGAAGUGAACGUCAUCAAUAACCAACAAGGUGACACUGAGAAUUAUGGGAGAAGUUAAAGCUAAUAAUGUAUGUAUAUAUAUAUCCUGUCUCUAAAUGAGUGUGUUUUUACCACAGCAGUGUUACAUUCCUUCUCCACUGAGGAUGAUUCUGUGUUUUAGAAUUUAUACUUUUGGAACUGAACAUAUCGCAGACAGUUUUCAGUUUGCACGAGUGCUUUGAAAACUGCUUUAAUUAUCUGGUAUGAGUAAAGAAAAUUAGGGAGGCGUGAAGCAAAGCUCUUAUUUCUACCAGAUAUAGUGAACAUAUGUGUUUCUGUUUAACUUAGAUGUGAGCCUGGCAAACUGCCAAUAAUAUUAAUCAUAAUACUAAUAAAACCAUAUUAUUCAUAUUGAACGCUGCAAAUGAAAUGCUGGUGGGAUUCUCAGUCUCUAGAAUCCAGACUUUGUAAAGGUUGGAAUUCUUUUCCAGUCUUCUGUGUGUGUAUAUAGAAAUUGCACAAAUACAUGUUAAUAAAAGAAAGAAGAAGAAAAAACCAUUCAUAUUGAUUAUAUAGGUAUCCAACAGUUUUUUCUAACUUCUCAACAUAAAGCAGGUGUCUGGAGGUGAAAAAGUUAGCAGGAUUUGAAGCUUUCUUUUUUUAAAUUAUUGGCACGGUCCAGUUGCAGUGUUGCACAUUCAAUAGAACCACAAAUGAACCACAGACUUUGAGAAUAAACCAUCUGAAAGGGUUCAUUGUUAUCUCCAUUUGUAUGAUCUCAAACACUAAACUACCUUUUUACCUUGUUUUCAGAUGCCGCUUUGUAGGAACACGUUUGUCUGAUUUUGUUAUGAUUUUGAAUUCAUUUCAUCAUGUUUUCUGAAUCUCAGCAUCAAACUGUUUCCUUAAUUUCAGAUUUGAAGUUAAAACAUGUUUAAAAAGUAUCUCAGCGUUCAUGUAGCCAAGAACCUGUUGCUCCCGUUUAUUUGUUUGUAUAAAUGUCUUUGCUGAUGUUUUGUGAAGUGCAACUGCGAAGUCAAUGUCUGUGUUUAAAGUCUCUUUCUCAAUAAAAGAAAAUAUACUGUGAAGUA
Molecule: messenger RNA, 4211 nt
Organism: Stegastes partitus (bicolor damselfish)
Lineage: Eukaryota; Metazoa; Chordata; Actinopteri; Pomacentridae
Gene: rasef
Product: RAS and EF-hand domain containing
Exons: 18
Coding region: 1-2496 (831 amino acids)
Molecular function (GO): GTPase activity; GTP binding; calcium ion binding
Source: RefSeq, a predicted model, not a curated record